AUGUACACAUUGGAAGAGAACGAAGUCAAAUGGCGCAUUCAAAAUGGUAGAUGGCCAAUGAAUCAGAGUUUAAAAGAAAUAGAUGACGAUCCGAACGCCUGGCUAAUCUGCAAUCUCAUCUUGCGGCGGAGCCAAGGCCGAUCUCCGUCUGCAGAUUGGUACGAUGAAAAAGACGAUUCUAGCUAUCAUAUUACGGACGCUCCUAUGCCUCCGCCCAAGGCUACUUAUCACAAACGCUCAACGAGACGUUUCCGGGCCGGGGGUGACAUUCCGCUGGUAGGAAUUCUAGAUGCACGUACCUGGAUGAACAAUUCGGCGACAUGGAGCAUUGGGUAUAGCGGCGUUUUGAAAAUGGGCUUUAUUCAUUUACAACAUGAUCUCACACAUCAAUCCGUAACGCUGAACUGGGAGAAUGUCAUAACGGCUGUGAAAGAUUCUUGUUUUGAAUUGUCGAAAAUAAAAGGGGAUAAGAUUGAGAGCGUUGAAGGAAAAGGCAUUAUGGAUCUGGUUUUGCCGACGUCUUACGAGCUUGGGGUAAGUCCCUACGACCCAGCAGGCAUGCUAGCUAGCUGGGAAAGGACAGCAUUAGCACCUGGGUUAUCGGAGUUCUGUUUCGCGCAUAACAGCUUGUGGCCUCAUCAUAUUAUUCUCAUGGACUAUCCCAAUGGAGGCUAUUCGGAUUUACGAGUUCCAACCAUUGGGCUUACAAGUUGGUCGUUGGCGGGAUUUGUACCGAAAGUGUGGGUUCGUACGAAAUUUGUUGUGGAUCAGAUGUACGAUCUGUCGCCAGUUCAAAUGCUGGAUGUAAAAUUGCACUCGGGUGUUAGGGCAGAUGAAUUACACAAGUAUAAGUGGAGCGCCUUUAGAGGGCUGGGAAGAGCGCCAUAUAAUAUGCCAGAGAUCAGGGCUCUUUACUGGAGAGCUAAUCCUAUGGCCGCCCAAAUCAGGGGAACGGACUUUAUUGAUGGGAGGAGUGCUCUCAUGAGCUACGGAGGCGAGGAUGCUGAAGCUUACCUUGCACAGGAGGAGGAAGAGGAACGGGAGCGGAGGCGGAAUAGGCCCGGAGAAAGAUGA
Messenger RNA from Botrytis porri, 1074 nucleotides. RefSeq lists its product as uncharacterized. The transcript has 2 exons. The coding region runs from base 1 to 1074 and encodes 357 amino acids. The record is from RefSeq and is a predicted model, not a curated record. Lineage: Eukaryota; Fungi; Ascomycota; Leotiomycetes; Helotiales; Sclerotiniaceae.